Molecule: messenger RNA, 1074 nt
Organism: Nematolebias whitei (Rio pearlfish)
Lineage: Eukaryota; Metazoa; Chordata; Actinopteri; Cyprinodontiformes; Rivulidae
Gene: avpr2b.1
Product: arginine vasopressin receptor 2b, duplicate a
Exons: 2
Coding region: 1-1074 (357 amino acids)
Biological process (GO): G protein-coupled receptor signaling pathway; positive regulation of vasoconstriction; regulation of systemic arterial blood pressure by vasopressin
Cellular component (GO): membrane
Molecular function (GO): peptide binding; vasopressin receptor activity
Source: RefSeq, a predicted model, not a curated record
AUGUCUUGGUUCAGUGUGAACACCAGUAACAGCAGCUUGCAGGACUCUCCUCCUGGAGGGGAGCCCCGGGACGAGCGCCUGGCCCGGGUUGAGAUUGUCCUCCUGUCCGUCAUGUUCAUCUCUGCGGGGCUCCUGAACUUUGGGCUCCUGCUGGUGCUGUGGAAACGGAGGAAGCAGCUCUCCAGGAUGCGGGUGUUCGUGUUCCACCUGUGUAUCGCGGACCUGGUGGUGACCUUCUUCCAGGUGUGCCCGCAGCUCAUGUGGGACAUCACCGACAGGUUCAUGGGUCCGGACCUGCUGUGCCGCGCAGUGAAGUACCUCCAGGUGGUCGGGAUGUUUUCCUCCACCUACAUGAUCGUGGUGAUGACCAUCGACCGGUACCAGGCCAUCUGUAACCCCAUGGUGACGUUCCAGCGGAGGAGAGCGCGCUGGAACGGGCCGGUGUGCGCCGCCUGGUGCGUGUCCCUCCUCGGCGGCCUCCCGCAGCUCUUCAUCUUCUCUCAGGUGGAGGUGGCUCCCGGCGUGCACGACUGCUGGGCUCACUUCAUCAAACCGUGGGGACUGAGAGCCUACGUGACCUGGACCACGCUGGUGAUUUUCGUCGUGCCAGUUUUCACGGUGAUCGUGUGCCAGGUGCGCAUCUGCCGCGCGCUGCACACCAACUUCCACAUGAAGGCGCAGCCCGCCAGGGAGACCGUCUGCAAACCGCUGCCCACCCGGACCAGCAGCGUGGCGGGACUGUCCAAGGCCAGGGUGAAGACGGUGAAGAUGACCGUGGUCAUCGUGCUGGCCUACGUCAUCUGCUGGGCGCCAUUCUUCACCGUGCAGCUGUGGUCCGUGUGGGACGAGGACGCGCCAACCCAGUCUGCCACUUUCACCGUCUUGAUGCUGCUUGCCAGUCUGAACAGCUGUGUGAACCCCUGCAUCUACCUGGUGUUCAGUGGGAAGCUGCCCAGGAGGCUGCUGACUCUGAUGUGUGUGGGUGAGCCUGCUCUGAAGGAGUCCAUGCAGGAGGAGACCACCACGGUCAGCUCGCUGUACAUCAGCCUCAAAGGCCUGUCAGACUGCAGAUAA